UUGUGCUCCAAUGGUCCCAUUGUGUUCCUUUACAUAAGGCUCCGGCUGCCAAAUCCAAUUAGGAUCCAGCCCUGGCCAAAUCCUGGCUAAGCCCCAUCCCGCCCGGCCUACGGGGACCCCAUGGGUGUCCCCCCCGCCCCACCGUGGUAUCAGCUUUGUCCCCGCUCCCCCAGCCGGAAAAAAAAAUGUCCCCAGAAGAUUAACGAGCAUGUUGGGAAUGUCACCCGUGUCCUUGUUUGGGGGGGAAACGAGGGCAUUUUGGGUCACGGGGCUGUGCUGGGUAAAGCACCGUCCCCAUGGUGGGGGGCGUCAGUGGGGGGCCCACCCGGAUGCCUGGGUCCCCCCAGGCCCCCAUGGGCAGCAGCACUGGCCCGAGGGGCACCCAGCAUGCGGGGGCCAAGCCCAGUCACCCAUCGACAUCCGAACGCGGUGGGCACAGCCAGACCCCUCGCUGCCACCCAUCCGCUCCAUGGGCCAACCCGGCACCCCGGCCUUCACCCUCUCCAACAACGGCCACACCGCGGUGCUGGCACUGCCGCCCUCCCUGAGGCUACAGGGGCUGCCGCGCAGCUUCGCCGCCGCUCAGCUCCACUUCCACUGGGGACGGCCCGGCCACGCUGGUGGUGCCGAACAUCUCCUCGACGGGCACCGUGCCCCCGCUGAGAUGCAUGUGGUGCACUACGAUGCGGAGCGCUACACCAACGCCAGCGAGGCGCAGCACCAUGCCGACGGGCUGGCUGUGCUCGGUGUCCUCCUGGAGGUGGGUGCUGACCCCCACCCCACCUACGACAACAUCCUGAGCCGUCUCGGGAGCAUCCGCUACGCAGGGCAGACAACGGCCAUCCCCUCCUUCAGCGUGCAGGACCUGUUGCCCCCGCGCCUGGACCUCUACUACCGCUACAAUGGGUCCCUCACCACACCCCCCUGCUUCCAGAGUGUCCUCUGGACCCUCUUCCAGCAACCCGUCCGCAUCAGCCUGGCCCAGCUGGAGCAGCUCCAGGGAACCCUUUACACCACAACAGCGGCCGAGCCGGAGCCCCAGCACCUGGUGGAUAAUUUUCGGGUCCCGCAGGAGCUCAACCAGCGGCUGGUGCUGUCAUCCUUCCCCAGGGGUGAAGUCAUUGCCAUCAUCUUUGGCGCCGUCUCCAGCUGCCUCGGCCUCUUCCUCGCCAUCCACCUUGUGGCCAAGAGGAUGCGAGCAAGGAGGGCACAGGACCAGGACGUGGUGUUCAAAGCCUCCUCCCACUGCACCCACUCUGACGACGGCCCUCGCCCUUGAACCCCCCACCCCAGAUAGGGCUGCGACGGACCCCCACCACCCCCCAGCCCUCUGCCCAUGUCAGAGGAGCUGGCUGGGGCUCAGCCCCAUGGCAGUGGUGGCUCUUGACCCGGCCCCACUGGAAA
This is a messenger RNA of Harpia harpyja (harpy eagle), 1404 nucleotides long. RefSeq names its product carbonic anhydrase 14 (gene CA14). Gene Ontology annotation, cellular component: plasma membrane. Lineage: Eukaryota; Metazoa; Chordata; Aves; Accipitriformes; Accipitridae. The record is from RefSeq and is a predicted model, not a curated record. Gene Ontology annotation, molecular function: zinc ion binding; carbonate dehydratase activity. The transcript has 8 exons. The coding region runs from base 209 to 1279 and encodes 356 amino acids.